UUUAUGUCAAAUCCGAUAUAGUACAUGAUUAUUGAUUACUAAACUCAAAUCGCUGACUACAAAAUCUACACAGUAAACUAGCAAGACCUGAGUGCAAGAAUUUCCCGCCCUUUGUUCUAUAUAUACCCAAUUAAACUGAAGUCGUAAUUACUAUUCAUUCCUCUAUUUCCCAAACUCAAAAUUGUACUCACCCAAAUUCUCUCUCCUCAACCAAAAUAUGUCAAAAAUAGAAUUCCUCCGUCGUAUGCUCCUCGGCUGCUUCACCGUGACAACCGCACCCACCACCUCCGCCACCACCGCCGCCGCCACUACCACCACCACCACCACCAAGAAACGACUGAGCACCUCUUUAAGAGACGACAUUCUCUUCGACAUUUACAAAACUCAUGAUUCUUUCGACGACGACGACGACAACGACAACAACAUUGUGUUUUCCGAAAUGGCAGCACCACCGCGGCCUUCGAAAUCGAUGGUAAUCUGCACCUUCUUCGGGCAGCGAGGUGGGUCCCAGUCCCAGUCCCACGUCUGGUUUUGCGUGCAACUGAACCGUCUCUCUCCGAAACCAUCUCUCCUUCUAGAACUUUCUCUCUCCACUCGAAGCCUGGUUCAAGAAAUGCGAAGCGGGCUCCUUCGUAUUGCUUUGGAGUGCAGCAGCUUGGAAUUCAGCUCUUGCCCACUUCAUCAAGUCCCUGUUUGGAGCGCUUUCUGCAACGGAAGACGGGUCGGGUUCGCGGCCCGACGAAAGCCCAAUCAAGAAACCCGAGAAAUGUUGAAGAAGAUGGAGAGUAUUACAGUGGGUGCUGGAGUAAUUCAAGAAUUCAUGUAUAUGAGGGCCAAUUAUGAAUGGGUUGUUGGAGGUGCCAAUUCUCAGUCCUUUCAUUUGAUCAGCCCGGAUGAUGGCCCGGCUCAAGAGCUCAGUGUUUUCUUGCUCAGGUCUUCUUCUUCUUCUGUCUCAUAAUUCUAUUAGGGGUAUUUUCGGUACUAACUUUUUUUACUUGGCUCCGUUUUCUAGAGAGAAAGGUGCUUGAAAACUAUGCGUUUUCUUGCGACUUAGACUUGUUACUUUAUGGGGUCGUGAGUCGUGACUUCUUUCUUUAAUUCUUUUAAUUGUAACUUUUUUUUUUCUCUUAUAAUUCUUGUAAAAGAUAGUCUAAUUGAUUGAUGAUGGGAAUUAGAGUGUUUUGGUAUGUUUGUAUGUAAAAGAUUGAUUGGUAAUAGGAAAAGAGAUUGAUGAUGUAUUGUAAUAAUUGAAAGCUCAUACAAUGCAGAAGAUGCAUGAAAGCACAUUGUUGAUUAAGUGAGGAAAUCAUUGCUUUUAGUAUUCAUCCAAUGUUAAACUAUAUAGAUUCCUACUUUCUUCAUUUGUUUUUACUUGAUAUGUUUUAUUUAUGGUGAAUUCGUGAUUGUUAUGGCACAAUUUUUAUCAUCAAUAACUUUAAUUCUCCGUAGUUAAGACGAUUUUAUCAAGAUUUCACGUAAAUAUGUUUUUAUAUAUUAUUUACAAAAGACGAUUAAAGGAGGGUUAGUAAAUAACGUAAAAGUAAAAAUGAGUAAGUAUGAAUGAGCAGAGGAUAUAUUUUAAUUUUUAUAGAGUACUUGUGGUGGCUUUUGAUAGUGAUAGGGUGAUUUUACACGCGUUGGGCUGUAAGACCAGAUAAGUAGGAUGUAACAUUAGGCCAUUAUGGUAUAGCUAUUAUAUACCCUUUUUUUUUCACACGCGUAUGUUUCUCUAGUACGGAGUAAUUUGUUUGACUUUUAUAAUAUAAAUACGUAUAUACUUAUAAGUUUCUCUAGCAUUAAUUAUUUUGUUUAUUUUUGUAUGAAUUAAACUUUAAUUACUUAUAGUAUUUAUUAUUGUAGAAAAAUAAUAGUAAUAGCUCCUUUUGUACAAACAAAAUUAUA
This is a messenger RNA of Chenopodium quinoa (quinoa), 1902 nucleotides long. RefSeq names its product protein MIZU-KUSSEI 1. Lineage: Eukaryota; Viridiplantae; Streptophyta; Magnoliopsida; Caryophyllales; Amaranthaceae. Gene Ontology annotation, biological process: hydrotropism. The coding region runs from base 218 to 958 and encodes 246 amino acids. The record is from RefSeq and is a predicted model, not a curated record. The transcript has a single exon.